Molecule: messenger RNA, 1560 nt
Organism: Rhizoctonia solani
Lineage: Eukaryota; Fungi; Basidiomycota; Agaricomycetes; Cantharellales; Ceratobasidiaceae
Product: cytochrome P450 family protein
Exons: 6
Coding region: 1-1560 (519 amino acids)
Biological process (GO): sterol metabolic process
Molecular function (GO): heme binding; monooxygenase activity; iron ion binding
Source: RefSeq, a predicted model, not a curated record
AUGUCGUCAGUUCUUCAAAGAGCGCGUGAUUUCACUACUUCGGCUGGUAUCCCAGUCAGUACGGCCAUUUCGUCCUUCAGCUCUGCCGAUGCUGGCUCUGGCCUGUUUGCCGAGGUCUCUGGUCGCACUUGGCUCGCUACUGGACUUGCGGUUGCUGGCUCCCUGCUAGUCCUUGAACAGGCAGUCUACCGUAUGAAGAAAAAGCAUCUCCCUGGUGCAAAAUGGACAAUCCCUGUCAUCGGCAAGUUCGCUGAUAGUUUAAAUCCCACCCUUGAGGGGUACAAAAAGCAAUGGGACUCUGGAGCAUUGAGUGCUGUCAGCGUGUUCAACAUUUUUAUUGUCAUCGCGUCUUCAAAUGAGUACACCCGAAAAAUAUUCAAUAGCCCUACAUUCACUGAGCCCUGCCUCGUUGCUUCGGCCAAGCAGAUUUUGCUCAAGGAAAACUGGGUAUUUUUGGCUGGUAAAGCCCAUUCUGAUUAUCGUCGUGUAUUGAACCAAUUGUUUACCCGCAAGGCUCUUAGUAUGUACCUGGUCCACCAGGACGCCAUCAGCCGUAAAUACUUCGCCGAGUGGCUAAAGAACGCAAGUGUUGAGCACCAGGACUCGAUGAUUCCUAUGCGUAAUCUUAACAUGGAAGCCUCGCUCCGCGUCUUCUGCGGUCGUCACAUUCCCACCGAGGCAGCUCACGAAAUUAGUGACAAGUACUGGCUCAUUACCAAGGCCAUGGAGCUUGUCAACUUCCCUCUCGCUAUCCCAGGGACUAAGGUCUGGAGUGCCAUCCAGGCGCGUAAGGCCGCGAUGGUUUACCUUACGGACGCCGCCCGUAAGAGCAAGAUUGCCAUGGCUGCCGGACAAGAGCCCGAGUGUUUGAUUGAUGAGUGGGUCAAAGAGAUGAUGACUGGCGACGAGAAAAAGAAGGAAUAUUCUAACCACGAGAUGGCUAUGGUCGUACUCUCGUUCCUAUUCGCCUCUCAAGACGCAAUGUCCAGUGCAAUCAUCUACUUGUUCCAACACUUGGCAGACUACCCAGAGGUCUUGGCGAAGGUCCGCGAGGAACAAUACCGCGUGCGCAACGGCGAUGUUACCAAGCCUUUAACUCUUGAAAUGUUGGAUGAGAUGCCUUACAUCCGAGCUGUUGUAAAGGAAAGCCUGCGUCUCAAGCCUCCCGUGACUAUGGUUCCUUACAUGGCUCUGAAGCCCUUCCCUAUUUCUGAAGACUAUACGGUGCCAGCAGGCGCAAUGAUCAUCCCCUCCCUCUACCCUUCACUUCACGACGCAGAUAUUUACCCUGAUCCCGGUAACUUCCUCCCUGAACGUUGGCUGGAUCCCGAGAGCAGCGCCAACCAGAAUCCUCGUAACUAUAUGGUAUUCGGUGCCGGACCUCAUCGAUGUAUUGGUGUCGAGUAUACCAUGAUGCAUCUUUCGACCGUAAUGGGUACCGCCGCCGUUCUUAUGGACUGGGAUCACAAGGUCACCCCCGAUAGCAACGAGGUUCAAAUGAUUGCAACUAUCUUUCCCAAAGAUGGCUGCCUGUUGAAGUUCACUCCUCGUGCUAACUAG